Molecule: messenger RNA, 388 nt
Organism: Morone saxatilis (striped sea-bass)
Lineage: Eukaryota; Metazoa; Chordata; Actinopteri; Moronidae
Gene: ndufs5
Product: NADH:ubiquinone oxidoreductase subunit S5
Exons: 2
Coding region: 125-373 (82 amino acids)
Biological process (GO): mitochondrial respiratory chain complex I assembly
Source: RefSeq, a predicted model, not a curated record
CACCCUUACAGCACAGGUCUCUUCACGACACAACCAAUCUUUCUACGGCCGUGUUGUGUUCAGCCGUAAAGCGCCACGCGUGGAAGCGAAGGAAGGUUAAAGUGAAGCCAACAAAAGACGCAUCAUGCCUUUCGUGGACCUGCAGUCGCGGUUCGGCAUCAACAUGGACCGCUGGAUUCUAAGGCAGAGCGGAGAGCAGCCCCACAAGAGAGCGGCACGCUGCCAUGCCUUUGAGAAGGAGUGGAUUGAAUGUUCCAGCGGCAUCGGACAGACCCGCGCCAAGAAGGAGUGCCAGGUGGAGUUUGAGGACUUCUACGAGUGCCUACACAGGGAAAAGACAGUAAGUGUCUGGGUGUGGACGACUUCUUCUUGAAGUGUUCUUGAAUAC